Messenger RNA from Coccidioides immitis RS, 1223 nucleotides. RefSeq names its product proteasome component Pre8. Lineage: Eukaryota; Fungi; Ascomycota; Eurotiomycetes; Onygenales; Onygenaceae. Bases 121 to 960 code for a protein of 279 amino acids. The transcript has 5 exons. Gene Ontology annotation, cellular component: proteasome core complex; proteasome core complex, alpha-subunit complex. The record is from RefSeq and is a predicted model, not a curated record. Gene Ontology annotation, biological process: ubiquitin-dependent protein catabolic process.
UCACGACCAACAUCACCGCACCGGCAAUAUAUCUCCAUCCGCUUACCCACCAGCCCUUGCUCAGCACACUGUCGUAUUUCUCCUUGUUGCUUAAGAUUAGAACCAGACUACAUUACUAUCAUGGCCGACCGCUAUUCGUUUUCUUUGACAACAUUCUCCCCAAGCGGGAAGCUCGUUCAGAUCGAGUAUGCCUUAAAUGCUGUGAACCAGGGCGUAACGGCCUUGGGAAUUAAGGCUACCAAUGGAGUCGUCCUUGCCACGGAGAAAAAGUCCUCAUCACCUCUUAUCGAUUCCUCGUCCCUCUCUAAGAUCUCUUUAAUCACUCCAGACAUUGGCAUGGUAUACUCAGGCAUGGGACCUGACUAUAGAGUGCUCGUGGACAAGGCCCGCAAGACGUCUCACACCGCGUAUAAGCGUAUCUACAACGAAUACCCGCCGACGAGAAUACUGGUGCAAGACGUUGCACGCGUUGUUCAAGAAGCCACUCAGUCCGGUGGUGUGAGGCCUUAUGGGGUCAGUCUUCUCAUUGCAGGAUGGGAUGAGGGUAUUGAACCAGAGACACCAGAAGCCCAGAGCGGCGAAACAGAUGCAGAGAAGAAGAAGGCUUCAGGUAAAACCGGCGGCAUCCUGAAAGGCGGCCCCAGUUUAUACCAAGUAGAUCCUAGCGGAAGUUAUUUCCCCUGGAAAGCUACAGCAAUUGGCAAGAGCGCAACUUCGGCGAAAACCUUUCUUGAAAAGAGGUAUACGGAAGGAUUGGAGCUGGAGGAUGCGGUUCAUAUCGCAUUACUCACCCUCAAAGAGACCAUUGAAGGUGAAAUGAACGGUGAUACCAUUGAAAUCGGUAUUGUCGGACCGCCGGCCGAUCAUCUGCUUGGUUUUGAAGGUGUAGAGGGCGCUCGGGGACCAAGAUUCCGGAAGUUGACGAAGGAGGAAAUUGAAGACUACCUGACCAAUCUAUGAUAGACGUUCCUAAUGACCUUUCCAUUUGAGCUUCGUUCCUCAGGGUCUUGUAAUGAUAGAUCUAGGUGUUUGGGGGAAAUCAAACGCGGGAAUAUACCAUUCACGUUUUUAUUGCGAAGAAAAUUAAGCCGACUUGCUACAGUUAUUGCGAAGCAAAUUUUGAUGAGACCGCGAUCAUAGUUCAUAGAGCUAUCGGUGUCGUCCGAAAGUCAAAAGUGUGCCCUUACGGUUUCAGCUUCGACAAAUAGACGGAAUACUCAAAG